GGUCGUUUGCAGGAUUAUCGACUGUCUCCUAUGAUAGCGUUCCAGAGGGAACAGGCCAGAGGCCAUAGGGGAUUGACCAUCUCGACAACACAGGCCAUAUAGUGCUUGAGCGUAUUAGGGCAACAGCAUCCGGAACCCCCUAUUGGCAGCAGAAUCGCUUUUCGCAACUUGUAACCGCAGCUCUCCGUCCAUCACCGCAUCGACUUUAUGCGAUCAACAAUAAUGUCGAAAGAAAUCCCUACGAUCGUCAAGGUAGACCCCAAGAAAGGAGCGAUCGGCCAGCAGGGUUUACACAACCGAUGGCACCCUCUCGUCCCCGCAUUCGCGACCGUCGAACCGGGCCAGGUCUUCCGGAUGGAAUGCGCCGAAUGGACAGGCGGACAGGUACUGAACACGGACAAUGCCGAUGAUAUCAAGAACCUCGACCUCUCCCAGAUCCACUACCUCUCGGGACCCAUCGCUGUCAAGGGAGCGAAACCCGGUGAUGCGCUCGUAGUCGAUAUCCUCGAUGUGACACCAUUUCCGGACCAUUCGUGGGGAUACAGCGGGAUCUUCGAAAAGGACAAUGGAGCAGGACUGUUCGCACAGGAGAUGGAUUCGAAGGCUGCCAAGGCGAUUUGGGACUUUGAAGGGAUCUACGCGACCAGCCGACACAUCCCCGGUGUCAGGUUUGCAGGAGUGUCGCAUCCUGGUCUGAUCGGAACAGCCCCCUCGCAAGAACUCCUCGACACCUGGAACAAACGCGAAGCCGCCCUAGAAUCUACCAACCUCGACAAAUGCUGCCCUAAAGCCCACCUCCCGCUCGCCAAGGGUACCUACGUCGGUUCCUCCUCCGACCUCUCCUCUGAGAUGUACGACAAGAUCGCCGCCGAAGGGGCCCGUACGAUCCCGCCCAGAGAACACGGUGGGAACUGUGAUAUCAAGAACCUCUCUAGGGGUAGUCGGUGUUACUUUCCCGUCUAUGUGGACGAGGCCAAGUUGUCCCUCGGCGAUCUGCACUUCAGUCAGGGGGACGGCGAGUUGACUUUUUGCGGAGCGAUCGAGAUGGCCGGGAUCAUCACCCUCAAAUGCGACAUUAUCAAGGGCGGAGUCGAAAAGUUUGCCUUGAAGCAACCGAUCUUUGUACCGGGACCCAUGGACCCGAUGUAUUCCCAGAAACUGGUCUUCGAGGGCAUUUCGGUCGACGUGAACGGCGAUGGAUCUCAGCAUCACCUAGAUGCCACUGUCGCUUUCAAGCAGGCGACGUACAGGACACUUGACUACCUCAUGCUGCUAGGGUAUACUCGAGAACAGGCGCUCUUGUUCCUGACCGCUGCACCGAUCGAUUGCCACGUCGCCUCCCUAGUCGACACUCCGAACGCCUGCGUGACAAUGGCCAUCCCGGUGGCCAUCUUUGACCGAGACAUCAUGCCUAACCCCGAGGGUCUCGAGAAGCGGGACUACGGGCAAUGUGCCAUUCGUUCGGAUGGGGUCAUCUAAGGGAACCUACAAUUGAAACUGAUCCAAAAGAGGGUUUCGGAUAUGUACGUAUAUCAUU
This is a messenger RNA of Filobasidium floriforme, 1537 nucleotides long. Its product is annotated as Acetamidase/Formamidase. The transcript is spliced from 12 exons. Lineage: Eukaryota; Fungi; Basidiomycota; Tremellomycetes; Filobasidiales; Filobasidiaceae. The coding region runs from base 208 to 1479 and encodes 423 amino acids. The record is from RefSeq and is a predicted model, not a curated record. Gene Ontology annotation, molecular function: hydrolase activity, acting on carbon-nitrogen (but not peptide) bonds, in linear amides.